Chinchilla lanigera (long-tailed chinchilla) is the source of this 1614-nucleotide messenger RNA. It is a transcript of the gene Spry2, whose product is annotated as sprouty RTK signaling antagonist 2. Gene Ontology annotation, cellular component: cytosol; membrane. The record is from RefSeq and is a predicted model, not a curated record. Lineage: Eukaryota; Metazoa; Chordata; Mammalia; Rodentia; Chinchillidae. Gene Ontology annotation, biological process: multicellular organism development; animal organ development; negative regulation of fibroblast growth factor receptor signaling pathway.
CUCUUCCUCCUCCUCCUCCUCCCCCUCCUCCGCCUCCUCCUCCGCACCCACCGCCCCCGCCUCGGCCUCGCCGCCGCGCCUCCACAACGCCCCGACCGGCCCGCAGCGCUCGGCGAUCCGGCGUUCGGGUCUUUGUAAGGCCGUUUCUUUUCUCAUUCGCUGAUCUGCCAGGAAAAGAGACUCGCUGUUGGCGCUUCGGCCUCUUGUUCAUUGAGAAAAAAAAAGGAAAUACUCCGCGUGCGCGUCUAGAAGAGGGGUCGUCUCCAGCGCUGAGCCCGAGUGUUCAGCGGCUGGGGGGACUUGGCUGCGAAUUUUCCGCUCGGUUUUUCUCCUCCGAUUGCUCGGAAGCUGCACCGGAGCAGAGUUUGGGCAGACGGGAAGAAAGUUUGCAUCGGGACUGGACUUAUUUGCACAUCGCAGAAAGAAGAGAAUCCAAGGGAGAGGGGUUGGUGCAAAGCCGCGAUCACGGAGUUCCGAUGUGUUCUAAGCCUGCCGGAGUGACCACACUUCCAAGACCCGAUGGAGACCAGAGCUCAGAGUGCUAAUGGGUCGCAGCCUUUGCUGCAGGCACCCCGAGACGGUGGCAGGCAGCGAGGGGAGCCCGACCCCAGAGAUGCCCUCUCCCAGCAGGUACAUGUGCUGUCUUUGGAUCAGAUCAGAGCCAUCCGAAACACCAAUGAGUACACGGAGGGGCCCACUGUGGUCCCCAGACCCGGGCUCAAGCCUGCUGCUCCUCGCCCCUCCACUCAGCACAAACACGAGAGACUCCACGGCCUGCCUGAGCACCGCCAACCUCCUAGGCUCCAGCACUCGCAAGUCCAUUCCUCUGUGCGGGGAGCCCCUCUGUCCAGGUCCAUCAGCACAGUCAGCUCAGGGUCGCGGAGCAGUACAAGGACAAGUACCAGCAGCAGCUCCUCUGAACAGAGACUGCUGGGAUCGUCUUUCUCCUCGGGACCACUUACUGAUGGGAUAAUCCGAGUGCAGCCCAAAUCUGAGCUCAAGCCAGGCGAGCUAAAGCCCCUGAGCAAGGAAGAUCUGGGGUUGCACGCCUACAGGUGUGAGGACUGCGGCAAGUGCAAAUGUAAGGAGUGCACCUACCCGAGGCCCCUGCCAUCCGACUGGAUCUGCGACAAGCAGUGCCUUUGCUCGGCCCAGAACGUAAUUGACUAUGGGACUUGUGUGUGCUGUGUGAAAGGUCUCUUCUAUCACUGUUCUAACGAUGACGAGGACAACUGUGCUGACAACCCGUGCUCUUGCAGCCAGUCUCACUGUUGUACACGAUGGUCAGCCAUGGGUGUCAUGUCCCUCUUUUUGCCUUGUUUAUGGUGUUACCUUCCAGCCAAGGGUUGCCUUAAAUUGUGUCAGGGUUGUUAUGAUCGGGUGAACAGGCCUGGAUGUCGUUGUAAAAACUCCAACACAGUUUGCUGCAAAGUUCCCGCAGUCCCACCCAGGAACUUUGAAAAACCAACAUAGCAUUAUUAAUCAGGAAUACUAUAGUAAUAAGGAUUUUUUUUUUUUUAACACGCAGAUGCAACCAACUAAACAGUUGUAAUCUUGGCACUGUUAAUAGAGGGUUGGGAUAUUCUUUGCUGUUUGCAGUGAGAUGCUUUUUGU